AUGAUUUGGCUGACUAGGCCACAGGAGUAUAGUGCUAUUGCUGGCCUCCAUGGCUGCUUGCCGCCUCCUAGGCUUCGAAAUCAGAGACCCCUGGGUCUUGACCGCCUUGAGCAGAUCUUCAGAGCCAAUGCCGAAUCAAGACUUAUGGAGCUGUUUCUUUUCCACUUUCGCCAAACGGGAAAUACCCUUGAACAGGUAUUCUUAGGGACAAAGGCAUUUGGGACCAUCGACCCUGCAAACCUCGAAGUUAUACUAAGUUCGAAAAUCAAAGAUUUCAGCAUGGGCUUGAGGAGAGAGAUAACGUUUCCAAUGUUUGGGGACGGAAUUUUCACUCAAGAAGGCGCUGCAUGGAAACAGUCAAGAGACUUGCUCAGACCACAAUUUGCUCACAAGCAGUAUGAAAACUUGGACGUUUUCCGGGAUUCUGUUGAUGACCUCCUCAAUGCCAUCCCAAGUUGCGGUGGUGUCAUCGACCUACAGCCGCUUUUCUUUCGCCUCACCCUCGACACCACGACCUCCUAUCUUUUUGGUGAAUCCGUACGAAGCCUCCGAACCCCUGAAUCAGUCGGCGAGAAGUCCUUUGCCGUUGCAUUCAACACUGCUCAAGCAUAUGUCGCCAAACGCUUCCGACUACUCAACUUGUACUGGUUGAUUGGCGGCAAGCCAUUCCGUGAAGCCUGCAGAAACGUGCACAAGUUUGCAGACCAGAUUAUCGACCGGAAUUUAUUGCAAAACGGGGAAAGCAUGAGAGCAGAUGAAGCCGAGUUUGUUUUCCUUGAUACAGUCGCAAAGGAUAUACCAGACCGAUGUGCGGUUCGAGGUCAGAUUAUAAACCUAUUAGUUGCAGGCCGUGAUACAACCGCUUGUCUUCUGUCAUGGACGCUUUUUAGUUUGGUCAGACACCCCAAGGUGCUCGAGAAGCUACGAUCAGAGAUCAGCCAUGCCUGCGACCGCGGGGCGGAAUUGAAUCGAAACAGUCUUCGGAGUAUGUCCUAUCUUCAGAAUGUUAUCAAAGAAACUCUUCGAUUGUAUCCAUCAGUGCCUGUGAAUGUCAGGACAGCCACGAGGACGACCAUUCUGCCUACAGGAGGCGGACCGGACCGGAAAUCUCCCGUGCCGAUACCCAAAGGUGCUUCUGUUGCGUAUAGUGUCUACGCCAUGCAUCGAAGACCCGACCUCUACGGAAUGGACGCCGAGCUCUUCCGGCCCGAAAGAUGGGAUGAAGACAUGCCCUUGAACCAGGAUCUCACGAAUGCCAAAUGGGGCUAUCUUCCGUUCAAUGGUGGGCCACGGAUAUGUCUGGGCAUGGACUUUGCCGUGACUGAAGCUGCCUACACUAUUGUACGAUUGAUCCAGCGGUUCCCCACCAUCAGACUUCCUCCGGGUGAAGUGGUCGAGCAGACCGGAGUGGAAAGGCAGACCAUGACCCUCGUCAUGUCCAUUACCGAAGGUUGCAAGGUUGAAUUGGAGUGCUAG
Fonsecaea pedrosoi CBS 271.37 is the source of this 1476-nucleotide messenger RNA. RefSeq lists its product as uncharacterized. Gene Ontology annotation, molecular function: iron ion binding; oxidoreductase activity, acting on paired donors, with incorporation or reduction of molecular oxygen, reduced flavin or flavoprotein as one donor, and incorporation of one atom of oxygen; heme binding. The coding region runs from base 1 to 1476 and encodes 491 amino acids. The record is from RefSeq and is a predicted model, not a curated record. Lineage: Eukaryota; Fungi; Ascomycota; Eurotiomycetes; Chaetothyriales; Herpotrichiellaceae. The transcript has 5 exons.